Messenger RNA from Rhododendron vialii, 561 nucleotides. Its product is annotated as late embryogenesis abundant protein At1g64065-like. The record is from RefSeq and is a predicted model, not a curated record. The coding region runs from base 1 to 561 and encodes 186 amino acids. Lineage: Eukaryota; Viridiplantae; Streptophyta; Magnoliopsida; Ericales; Ericaceae. The transcript has a single exon.
AUGUAUGACAAGGAGCUUCGCCGCCAAAAGCACAAGAAAUGGUUGUUGUACGCUGUGGCCUUCAUCAUUUUUCAAUCCGCAAUCAUAGCCCUCUUCACCCUCACAAUCAUGAAAGUCCGGAAUCCCAAGUUCCGGGUCAGGUCCGCUUCCUUCGACACCAUUGAAAUUCCAACGGCGAACACUUCCUUCAACUUCAAUUCCAACGUCCAGCUUGGGAUCAAGAACACCAAUUUCGGACCCUACAAAUAUGACAACAGCACAAUUACCUUUUACUACGGCGAUACGGAGGUUGGAAGUGCUACUAUCUCCAAAUCGAAAGCCCAAUUCCGAAGGACCAAGAAGUUUAACGUUGCAGUGAGCCUUGCUUCGACCAAUCUAGCAGCGAAUUCGCAACUGGCGACUGAUAUAGGCUCUGGGAUCGUGCCGCUGAGCAGCCAAUCGAAACUGACCGGAAAGGUUGAACUGAUGCUUAUUUUCAAGAAGAAGAAGUCCGUCAACAUGAAUUGCACUAUGGAAAUAAAUAUCAGCGCACGAUCACUCCAGAAUAUCGUGUGCAAGUAG